Messenger RNA from Podospora bellae-mahoneyi, 222 nucleotides. RefSeq lists its product as uncharacterized. The coding region runs from base 1 to 222 and encodes 73 amino acids. The transcript has 2 exons. The record is from RefSeq and is a predicted model, not a curated record. Lineage: Eukaryota; Fungi; Ascomycota; Sordariomycetes; Sordariales; Podosporaceae.
AUGGCGUGUCAACUGUCAAGCUAUGAGCCACUCAAGGACCGAUUUGGCUUGUGGGGCUGUUACUACUACCACCACUUACACUCACCACCUCUUUCGGUGCUGGAUCUCUUUAUCAUCAUCAUCAUCAUCAUCAUCAUCAUCAUCAUCAUCAUCAUCAUCAUCAACUUGCAUGGCCGACGAACUCACUCGGACAUCAAGUCCAAGGCAAAAGCAACCCAAUAA